AUGGAGGAAUGCCUUGAUCAGCAGCAGCAGCAGCAGAAGAAGAGCAACAAUGGGCAGCUCCAGAGGCUUGAGGGCAUCGAGGAGGAAGGCGGCCAGGCCCCGGCGGAGAAGUGGCCUCCGACGACGGUGCGGGCGCCGGAGACCCCGACGGAGACCAUGGAGUUCCUCGCAAGGUCCUGGAGCCUUUCGGCCGCGGAGAUAUCCAAGGCGCUCAAGGUGCUGAGCAGCAAGGGCGUCUGCGACAUCCCUGACGUCGGCGUCGUCGCGGGCGCAGGUAAAGAGCAGAGACCGCCGCCGCCGCCACCACUUGACGCGACAAUGGCGGCGGCGCAGGCAGGAGGAGGAGUGGCGAGCCCGCCGUUCUCUCCCAGGGCGGGCAGCAUGGACGCGCAGCUCCUCCGGGCCGCCGCCGCCGCGGGGAGGGCAGGGGGCGGCAAGACGACGAUGGGCGCGUGGAUCAAGGAGCAGAAGGAGAAGAAGCGCGCCGAGGCCCGGUCCCGCAACGCGCAGGCGUACGCGGCGACGUCCGUGGCCGGGGUCGCGGCGGCGGUGGCCGCGCUGGUCGCCGGCGCGGUGUUCUCGUCCUCGCCCGCUCCUCCUCCUCCUCCCCCCGCCGCCGCGGCGCCGGAGCGCGCCCAGAGGGGCGACGGCGGGGCGAAGACGGCGGCGGCCAUCGCGUCGGCGGCGGCGCUGGUGGCGUCGCACUGCGUGGAGAUGGCGCAGGCGAUGGGCGCGAGCCACGAGCAGAUCCUGGGGUCCAUCCAGUCGGCCGUGAACGCGCAGGCGAGCGGCGACAUCAUGGCGCUGACCGCCGGCGCGGCGACGGCGCUGCGCGGGGCCGCCAUGCUGCGGGCGAGGCUCCACAAGGAGAUCCAGGCCACCGCCCUGCCCGGGGACGCCGGCAGGGCGGCGUCGGAGCGGGACAUCUCGCCGCUCAUCUUCGUGUCCAGAGGCGGCGAGCUCCUCAAGCGCACGAGGCAGGGUAUCCUCCAUUGGAAGCUUGUGACGGCGUACAUAGACCCCAACUUCCAGGUGGUCAUCAAGAUGAAGAGCGCGCACAUGGCGGGAACGUUCAUCAAGACCAAAAAGUGUGUUGUGGUGGACGUCCGGUCGGAGGUGGCGGCGUGGGCGGGGAGGGAGGUGGAGGAGGGUGGCCGUCGGAGGGGCUACUUCGGGGUCCGGACGGAGGAGCGGGUGAUCGAGUUCGAGUGCCGGAGCAGGCAGGAGCAGCACAAGUUUAGCCGGCUUGCUCGAACCCGAAGGCCCCCGCUGGUCGCUGCCUCCCCGCUCCGCUAUCUCCAGGGAUCAGUUGGUCCAAAUAAUUUGCCCUCUGUCAUGGAACGGUCGCAGGGAGCUUCAAAUAAUGCGGCGAAACACAGGAAAACUAAUCCACCCGUGCAGACAUGGAGGCCAGUCUCAACACAAGCAUCUCCCCGGGAAGCUCACCUUGAUGAGAUAUCCAAUUCCGGAAGGAAGCAAAUGGCAGGGACUUCCAUCACUGAUAGUGAGAAUUUGGUGUUGGAACAAACAACUAAUGUUGGCAUUGAAGUAACCACCAAUAAUACUUUCUCGUCAGAAAGUAGUUCCACCUUUAGUUCCAGUGCAACUAAAGUAGCUGCAGAAAACACUAUGGAGGUUAUCAGAGAAAAAUAUUCCUCUUCUGUUGAGGUAGAUGUUCCUCUAAUGCGUUUUCUGAAAGGAAAGGGUGGGUCUGUGCAGAAGCAGAUUGAACAGGAGACUGGAGUUAAAAUCAUUUUUCCAUCUGGAAAGGAGGAAACACUAGUUGCCCUCGAAGGUAAAAGUGCUGAAAGUAUUGGAAAAGCAUCAGAGAGAAUUGCAAAGAUCCUUGAAGAGGCUGUUCAAAGUCCAAUGCUAGAUUACUCGCAUUUCAUAUCACUUCCAUUGGCCAUCCACCCCGAUCUUGUCGAGAAGCUCAAUAACUUCCAGAGGUCGAUCCUUGGGGUGUCUGCAUCUAAUAUAGAUAGUGAUAAGGAUGAAAUCCUAAGCGAAGGUUCUGUGGAUGAAAUUGAUGAAGCAGCGAGCCCUAGUGUUCCGGUCAAGCAGCCAAUCCAAGAAGAAAAGCCUGUCAUAGUGAAAAUGGAUAAUAAGGAGUUCGGCAUUGACAAGUCAAUAUUCAUAAAACCCAAAACGUUCCACCUAACAGUUCUUAUGUUGAAGUUGUGGAAUAAGGAUCGUAUAGCCCAGGCUUCUGAUAUCCUCCAGUCAGUAUCUUCCCAGGUAAAUGCUGCUUUGGAAAACCGACCUAUCUCCAUACAACUUAGGGGUCUGGUAAGUUUCCUUUAG
Triticum turgidum subsp. durum (durum wheat) is the source of this 2304-nucleotide messenger RNA. Lineage: Eukaryota; Viridiplantae; Streptophyta; Magnoliopsida; Poales; Poaceae. The record is from the annotation of a GenBank genome assembly.